Molecule: messenger RNA, 1630 nt
Organism: Cucurbita maxima (winter squash)
Lineage: Eukaryota; Viridiplantae; Streptophyta; Magnoliopsida; Cucurbitales; Cucurbitaceae
Product: basic salivary proline-rich protein 2-like
Exons: 1
Coding region: 208-1314 (368 amino acids)
Biological process (GO): plant-type secondary cell wall biogenesis
Source: RefSeq, a predicted model, not a curated record
UAGCUUUUGAUACACACUCAAGAUAUGCUUGGUGAGCAGAGAAACAGAGGGUGGGAAGCAAGAACAGAACAAGUUUAUAAUGCACACAAUCAUUCAGGCUUAGCAUCAAAGUUAAGUCUUUUUUUGUUUGUAUAAAAACGCAUCCCAUUUCUUACCAACUUCUUCAUAUCCUUUCUUUAACCAAUACUUCUUGAGAUAUUAAUCCCAAUGCCCUCUCUCAAUACUUCCGACCACCCUUACUUUCCUUUACCACCUUAUCAUCCUUUCUGGCCGCCUCUCCCACCGCCGCAAAACCCUAUUGCUCCGCCAUAUAAACCAGUUAGACCGCCACCGCCCCCUCGACAACCAACUGCUCCUCCGCCCCCACGUCAGCCAAUUGUGCCCCCUCCGCCUCCACGUCAGCCGAUUGCACCCUCUCCGCCGCCCCCUCAAAAGCCGAAUGCUCCUCCGCCACCACGCAAGCCUAUUGCGCCCCCGACUGCGCCUCCGCCCCCGCCCCCGCCCCCGCGCAAGCCAAUUGUGCCUCCUCCUCCACCGUCUCGAAAGCCGACUGCUCCUCCGCCACCACGCAAGCCUAUUGUGCCCACUCCGCCACCUCAUAAGCCGACGGCUCCUCCGCCACCACGCAAGCCUAUUGCGCCCACUCCGCCACCUCAGAAGCCGACUGCUCCUCCGCCCCCACGCAAGCCAAUCGUGCCCCCUCCGCCACCGCAAAAGCCGACUGCUCCACCACCGCCACGUAAGCCAAUAGUACCUCCACCUCCACAUAAGCCAACUGCCCCUCCACCACCACGCAAACCAAUUGCGCCUCCGCCUCCUAAAAAGCCAGUUGCUCCUCCACCACCACGUAAGCCAAUUACACCACCACCACCACACAAGCCAAUUGCUCCACCAACACCAUACAAGCCCAUAUCUCCCCCAUCUCCGAUGCUUCCGCCGCCGCCGCCUCCUUCUAACCACCACCCGACAGUGAUCAUCAUAGUGUGUGUGUCCUUGGGUGGGCUCUUCCUGCUUGCAUUCAUGGCAGCUGCCUUCUUCUGCUUCGUGAAAAAGAGAAAGGAGAAAACCAUUGAAGAAACAGAGAUCAUCCACAUUGACGAACACAGGAAGAUCAAAGAGGCCAAAGUUGCAGGACCCCAUGGAUCAUGCGAAACUAUGGUGCUAUCAGUUGAAGAUGACAUCCACAUAACCGAAGAAAUCGUACGGAGCGAGAAGGUUGGGGGAAAAGGGUUACAUGGUACGCAUGAAGCAGGUGAUCCAAGCUCCAUAGAAGAGCCACAGCCCGCAUCUUCCUCUCAUCAAAACCAUUCGUGAGCACAAAAGUUCCAUCAUUUUGGACAGAACAAAAACAAUUGAAUAAAAUAUUAAAUAAAUAUUAUGAUUAUCCCAUCCAUAAUUUUAAAAAAAUUAAUUGAUUUUUUCUUCAUUUUCCAGAAAAUGUGCGUGUAAUUGUCAUACUGAAAUGGAUUAAAAUAAAUAAAUUAAUUAAAAGUGGGUGACAGAUUUUUAUUACAAAAGAGACGUGGGAGAUGAUGGGAUUUAGUUGUAUAUAAAAAGACGAAAAUCCUAAAUUUCUAAACAAAAUUUCAAUUUUUUUUUUUUUUUUUUGGUUUAAUUUAAAAUUUUACAC